Messenger RNA from Rhodamnia argentea, 2322 nucleotides. RefSeq lists its product as uncharacterized. The record is from RefSeq and is a predicted model, not a curated record. Lineage: Eukaryota; Viridiplantae; Streptophyta; Magnoliopsida; Myrtales; Myrtaceae. The transcript has 2 exons. Bases 1 to 2322 code for a protein of 773 amino acids.
AUGGCUGAUGAAACCGGAGAGCAAAGGAGGACUUUAAAGGAUUAUGCCGCACCUACGAUCCAAGGGUCAACAUCAAGCAUCGGGAGGCCAACCAUACAAGCGAACAAUUUUGAAAUUAAGCCUUCCCUAAUUCAGAUGCUUCAAAACGCUGUCCAAUUCGGUGGAUUGCCGAAUGAUGAUCCCAAUAUCCAUUUAGAUGCUUUUCUUGAAAUUUGUGACACCAUAAAAUAUAAUGGUGUUACUGAUGAUGCCAUUAGGUUAAGAUUGUUCCCUUUUUCAUUGCGUGAUAAAGCUAAGUCAUGGUUAACUUCCCUUCCUGCGGGAUCUAUUACGACUUGGGAUGACUUAGCUCAAAAAUUUCUUAGUAAGUACUUUCCUCCCGCUAAAUCUGCCAAGAUGCGUAACGAUAUUUCUACUUUUGUGCGGAUGGAUGGUGAAUCUCUAUAUGAAGCAUGGGAGAGGUUUAAAGAAUUACUAAGGCGUUGUCCGCACCAUGGUCUACCCGUUUGGAUGCAAGUGCAUACAUUUUAUAAUGGAGUGAUGCCGAAUUUGAGGUCUACCAUUGAUGCUGCAGCUGGAGGGACGUUGAACAACAAAUCACCUAAGGAAGCCUUUGAUCUUUUAGAAGAGAUGGUAUCUAAUAGCUACCAAUGGCCGAUCGAGCGACUAUCUACUAGAAAGCCAAAUGGAAUUUAUGAAGUCGGUGUGAGUAAUGCCAUUGCCACACACUUUGCUGCUUUAAACAAAAAGAUCGAUUCAGUUUUGAAGAUUCAAGGCUCAACUUGUGAAUUUUGUAAUGGAAGCCAUGCUAGCGACGAAUGUCAAGUAGGUAAUCCUUUUGCACAUCCUCCCGAAAAUACUAACUUUGUUGGAAAUUUCAGCAGGCCUCUACGUAACAACCCUUAUUCAAACACUUACAAUCCUGGAUGGCGAAAUCACCCAAAUUUCUCCUGGAGCAACCAAAAUCAGCAAGGGCUGAGACCAACGCCACCAUCAUUUAGGCCUCUUGAGGAGAAACAGCACAGCCAUCUUGAGGAGAUGGUUACUAAACUAGCUCAAACAACUCAAGACUUCAUUAAAAGUGCUGAUGUGAGGUUCCAAAAUCAAGAGGCAUCUAUUCGAAAUCUGGAGAAGCAAGUUGGCCGGUUAGCGAAUCAUUUGUCCGAAAGACCGUAUGGUGCCCUUCCGAGCAACACCGAGAAGAAUCCAAUUGAGAAUGCAAAAGCAAUCAUCUUGAGUGGGAAAGAAGUUAGCAGAAACUUGUCUAAUGAAGCAACGGAAAAAAAGAAAGAAACCACACCACCUGAAGCCGAAGCACCUGAAAUCAAGCCCUGCAAAGCCGAUCCACCUCGAAGCAAGUUAUUUCCGGAUAAUCCAAAGCCAUAUGUGCCGUCAAUUCCAUACCCGGAAAGACUUCAACAACACAAAAUAGAUAAGCAGUUCUCUAAAUUCCUUGAUGUUUUUAAGAAAUUGCACAUUAAUAUUCCUUUUGCAGAUGCCUUAGCCCGGAUGCCUAGUUAUGCUAAAUUUUUGAAGGAGAUUUUAGCAAACAAACGAAAAUUGGAAGAUUAUGAAACUGUGAAGCUUAAUGAGGAGUGUUCAGCUAUUUUGCAGAAUAAGUUACCACCAAAGUUGAAAGAUCCAGAGAGUUUUACUAUUCCUUGUACUAUUGGUAAUUCUUAUUUUGAUAAGGCAUUGUGUGAUUUAGGUGCAAGUAUUAAUCUAAUGCCUCACUCUGUUUUCAGGAAAUUAGGUUUGGGAGAAGUAAAAGCUACCAUUAUGGAGGAGGAUUUCGAGGUUCCGAUCAUCCUAGGCCGACCUUUUCUAGCAACAGGGAGAGCUCUAAUUGAUGUGCAACGAGGAAAAUUAAUUCUUAGAGUUCAAGAUGACCAAGUCACCUUCGAUGUGUUCAAAGCCAUGAAAUAUGCUGCUGAACCGAAUGAUUGUUUGAGAGUUGAUGCAGUUGAUAAGCUUGUGGAAUCGGCUUUUAGUAAAGCUACAAUUGAAGACCCGUUAGAGGCGUGCUUGGUUCGGCCAAGCAAGGGAGAAGCCGAAGUUGAAGAAGUGGAGCAGUACACAAAAUUUUUGGAAGCAAAUCCACCUCUUUUGAGAUUUAGACCACCGAAAUUCGAAGAAUUAGGGUCGAACUUGAAGAAAAGGAUACCCUCUAUUGAAGAACCACCAAUUCUAGAACUCAAACCUUUACCAUCUCAUCUUAAAUAUGCUUUUCUUAAUGGUGUUUCUUCUCUUCCAAGUAAUUAUUUCUUCUUCUUUGAUGGGUGUGAUGGAGGAGAAGCUACUCCGAGUUUUAAGAGACCAUAA